ACGCAGUCACAUAGUGUAGGUCACACCACAGAGAGAGGUCAGCUGUACAGUAGUAGAACUAGGAACACAACAGUAGUACUGUAUUAGAAUUCAGGCUGAGAGAAACAGGCACAGAAACAUCCCAAAAAAAGCAAAGGAACCAAUGAGAGACGGAGGAAAUAAAAGAAGACAAGUCCUCCGGUAGGUUUCUCUCAGACACCAUAACCAGGUGAGGAGUGAAGCCGGGUUGCCAGAUUGUGAAGAGGUAUCCCUCCUCCCUGUACAGCAUCUCUCCACGUCUCCCACUGGUCUCUCCUGGUGUAGCUGGAUCCUAUAGCCCACCAACAUGGCAGCCCUGAAGGAGAAGAGGACGUGUGGCCAGCGGUGUGAGGACUUCGGUCGCUUCGUGUGGAACUCAGACACUGGCGCCGUGUUCGGAAGAACACCUGAGAAAUGGGUGUACAUCAGUCUGUACUAUGUAGCGUUCUAUGUGAUAAUGACUGGCCUGUUCUGUCUGGCCAUCUGGACUCUGAUGUACACCCUGGACCCCUACACUCCAGACUACCAGGACCGCUUAACAUCACCAGGGGUGAUGGUCUGGCCACCUACAUAUAUUGAGGAGGACGUAAUACUCAGCUACAACUUGUCUGAUAAAACCAGCCAGAGGAAGAUGUCCAACUGCCUCAGCAACUUCCUCAAACCCUACAAUGACACGUCUCAACAGUCUAACCAUAACUGCACCAGGGGAGAGUACUUUAAACAGGAGAAGUUUGAGGCUCCACACCAUACCAAGUACUCCUGCCGCUUCACCCAGAGCAUGCUGGGACGCUGCUCCGGCCUGGACGACCCGACGUUCGGCUACAACGGCACCACGCCCUGCGUCAUCAUCAAGAUGAACAGGAUCAUCAACUUCCUGCCCAACAACGGGACUGGCAUGGCUCCUCAUUUGAACUGCACUAUACUGAGUGGCCAUGAGAACAUAGACAUGAUGGAGUACUUCCCCACCAACGGAACCUUCGACCUGUCCUACUUCCCAUACUACGGCAAGCUGGCUCAGCCCACCUACGUUAACCCUCUAGUGGCUGUGAAGUUCCACCUGGUCAAAGAGAGGGAGGCUAAGAUCCAAUGCCGUGUGGUGGCCCACAACAUCGCCUAUCAAGACUCAUACGAACCAUACCAGGGGAAGGUGGUCUUCCUGCUCAAGGCUCUGAAAUAAUACAUUUUAGUAGACAAGCCGGCUAACCAACCAUCUAGGUCCUAACCAUGGUCAGAGCCAUAGAGCUGGAUAGUGUUCCUCAUCUUUGCAAUUAUGACUUUUGUGACAGAAUGGAAAGUGCAGUUGAGGGCUUUCUCAAUUUUAAAGUAGUCUGUGGGAAGAUAUCUUCACAAGUAUGUCCUGAACCCAUCGACGUUCCCACCCAGUUUUAUCCAUCUAUCCUCGUCUAUGAUCCCAACCAAGGCAAUCUGGUAACCCAUGGAAAAUGAGUCUCACACUAGCUCAUCAACAACCACCUAAUAACCAGCGUUUGGACAGACCAGCUGUCUUCAGGGUAUGAUGGUAAUUCAGUUAUCGCAUCCGAGGUCCUACUCUGCCAGCACCUCACCUGAACAGAUGUGUGUUUCUUUUAAAUCUGGAAAUUCAACCAUCUCUGUCCAGACAGUGGUCGUUCUGCUUCAUUUGACCUCUCUCUUUUAUAUAGCUUCUAGGAAGGAUAUUUAACAUGUAGUUAAUGGAGUGCUGCUUGUACAACCAAUACGUUACCUAUGCAUUGUAUCAUAAUGAAACCAGAAAUAUUAAACAUGUAUUCAAAUCCAUAAAGACAACAAGUUCAAACACA
Messenger RNA from Oncorhynchus keta (chum salmon), 1817 nucleotides. RefSeq names its product potassium-transporting ATPase subunit beta-like. Gene Ontology annotation, cellular component: sodium:potassium-exchanging ATPase complex. Gene Ontology annotation, biological process: sodium ion export across plasma membrane; intracellular potassium ion homeostasis; intracellular sodium ion homeostasis. Lineage: Eukaryota; Metazoa; Chordata; Actinopteri; Salmoniformes; Salmonidae. The transcript has 7 exons. The record is from RefSeq and is a predicted model, not a curated record. Bases 326 to 1195 code for a protein of 289 amino acids. Gene Ontology annotation, molecular function: ATPase activator activity.